Amoebophrya sp. A120 is the source of this 5099-nucleotide messenger RNA. The record is from the annotation of a GenBank genome assembly. NCBI's taxonomy places the organism in Eukaryota, Dinophyceae, Syndiniales, Amoebophryaceae.
GCAUGGAGGACUUAUCAUUGUAUUUGUAGCUUGCAACUAUAAUCAGCGUUGGACGAAAGGCAAUUUUUUAUCUAAAAGAAUCACUAGCGAAAUUGAAAAUGAAAUGCAAAUGGAAAGCGAGAAGAUGUAGCUGAUGGCGUCCUGUUUUUUGUUCGUGGUCCGACAGGAGGACCGUCUAGUAUUCUGAUACUACUUCGAACGGAACAAAUGCAUUGCAUAUCAUGAGAUUGGCUCUUUUCUAGACAGCGUCUGGGCCCGCAUUGGGCAGCAUGAUUUUUGCGUAGAAGUGGACCGCCGGGUUUCUCAAUGUACAAUUCAAUGACAAUGUUUCUGAAAACACGACGCAAAACAUACAUUGCGAAAUAAUUGAAGCAAGUUUUUCUGACCACGUAAAGGUAAAUUAUUUGGCCUGCUUCUUCUGCUUUUGUUUAUGUAUAAUUUUUCACGUGAGCACCAGACGAGAAACCACUACGUACCACCACCACCAUCACGCGUUCCAUUCGUCGCGUGAAUAAGCCCAGAAGUUACUGAACCUUCCCAACCGCCGCCCCUCGUACUUUAUCACCAUCAGGACAACUUUCCCACACAUCGACCACACGUCCACCAUGCCCCGCAAAUUGAUCCCUGGGUCGGCGGUGCAACUGCCGGCCCACGAGCAGCACCAGCCGUAUUCUCCCGAAGAGAUGAAGCGCGUCUUCGCGACUUCUGCCGCAGCCAACAUCAGCGACGUCCACAAAGACCACCCGGACGCGAGAAAACUACCGUCCAAACUGGACGUCGAUGAGCAACCAGAGUACCUGCGGAUCCAGGAGGAACGAAGACAAGCGCUGUGGGACGAGGUUCACGGCGGGUUCACGGAUCUGAUGUCCCAGUUUGACGACUUUCACCAAGUUUUGACGGGCGACGUGUCGGAGUUGGGAGAUCGGUUAUCUGCGAAGCACAAGAAGAUGAUCCAAGAUAAAUUAGACCGGGAGAAGUACGUCCAGGGGCUGGAGAAUAUGCAUUGCAAAAGUAACGUACUAGAACUAGUAUAAAUUGCAUUACAAAUUUUGGCAAGAAGAAUAAAAGUGGGAUUUCUGAUGCUGUUGUACCUUAGGAGGAAGAUUUGUAAUGCAUAUCUGCAAUUACUACGAGUGAAGUGUGAUGCUUUUGCACAGCAUAGAGAACCGGAUCAAGCAACUGAUCGAGGAGAAGCAGUACUUCCAGAAAGUGAUGGAGUCCCAGUACAAGAUGACGAACGUGUACUACAUGCAGGCGAAAAUGAACGAGGAGUACUUCGAGCGGGCAAACAACUUGGAAGGGCAGUGUCGGCGGAUGGAGCAAAAAGCACAGUGGCUGCAGGACUCCGCGGUGAAGUGGCGGAACCGAUACGAAAAAUUAAAGAAACACCAUGACCGUAUUAAUUUACUGUUUUCGUCCGUUUUCGAUACUUCUUCAUUUGUCACAGUCACUUGCACUGCGUUUACGACGAAUUCUUGUUUCCUGCGUGUAUGCAUGACGCCAAGGUCAAGCUGCUCGUCUCACUGCUCAAAAUAUCCAUCUGCAUUUUUCUUGUUGCCAGUCUUUCUCUUUGUCUUUUAUUCCAUCCUCUAAAAUAAACCACUACUGCAGGUCUAAUCGUUAAUCUCUCGAAGUGGAUGCAGCGGGAGAUCAAGAAAAUUCAGCGACAACAACUGCUCACCGCCUGGGAGACCGACGUGCGGAUCACGAAAAUCGUCGACGCGCUGGAUGACAGUGAAAAACGACUGGUGGUAGAGCGCGAGCACUGGAUGAAGGUGGUUGCCGACGUCCGCUUAUGAAGUGCAAAAAUGUCUGGGUCUGGAAGAAUGCAGCUUGUGAUGCUGUAUUUGGAUUCCAAAAAAAUCUGUAUUGCAUGAGUAGCAAACAGAAUGCUAUUUUUGCUACGCUGAGAAGGCAUUUGUCAUGCGGGAUAGGCAUCAAGUUCAAGAAGCCCUCAAAAAAUUUGUAUUGCUAGGGUAUGCAUCACAGACAUCAUGGCUCAUGCAAAACGUGCAUGACAAGUGUCAGAAUCUUCCAGACCCAGACAUUUCUACAUUUGAUACCGCUCGCAACUCCAGGACGAGAAAAACGUGACGAACGCUAUGCAGUGUAAAAGUAUCGUGGUCGUACUCGUAUAAAUGCAUUACAAAUUUCCUCAGCGUGAGAAAUAAAAUUUGUAACGCGGAUCUGACUUAACAAAAAGAUUUGUAAUGCAUGACUGCAAAACGCGUGCGUGUGCGAUACUUUUGCAGACGAUAAACGCACGGCGGAAGCGGAUGCGGUCCCUCGGCGAGAAAGCGCUCUACCGGCUCUUAUCAAAUGCAAAAAUGUCUGGGUCAGGAAGAUUCUAAACUUGUGAUGCUGUCUCUGGAUUCGAAAAAAAUUUGUAGUGCGUGACCAGUAAGCGGAGUAGACUUUGUGCUCCGGCGCGGAGAUGGCAUUUGUCAUGCGGAAGAGGCAUGAGGAAGCCCUCUAAAAAUCUGUGAUGCUAGUAGGGGUAGGCCAUGCAUUACAGGCAUUAUGGAUCAUGCAAAAUAUGCAUGACAAGUCUUGCAAUCUCCCAGACCCAGACACUUUUGCAUUUGAUAGCUCCGCGUGCUGAUCAACCCGAGCUCCCGGCCGGACCUGCACAAGGUGUGCUUCCGCCACUGGGCGAUUGAGGCGCUGCGGACCAACGGGAGAAUACGGGAUUUACGAAUCACCCAGGAGGCGCAGCAGGAGAACAAGUUUUUGAAACUCUACGUCGGAGAAUUAGAGGCGUUCCGGGACGACUAUGAAUUGCAAAAGAAUCGUGCUCGUAUAAAUGCAUUACAAAUUUCCUAAACAUGAGAAAUGAAAUGCUGAUUUACCUUGAGAAAAAGAUUUGUAAUGCAUGACUGCAAUACGACUACGGUACUUUUGCACAGGAUAACGACUUGAACCCGCAAAUGUGGAACGUGUACAUGGUAUCCACAGUAAAUUUCCCGUACACGACAUACAAAUGCACUCUCUGCAUCACAAAAUUGGGCUUCGAUCCUAGUUUACCAUGACAAGUGUUACGCUCCAAAUCGUUGAACUUUGUGAUGCAUCUUGUACAUGUACGGGAAAUUUGUAUUGCAUACAUGGAGCAGUUUUCCGAGCUCCAACACGAAAACACGGAAUUGUGCCUGCAGUUAUCGGAGACCCGAAGGAUGGCGCACGAGGAGUUCUUGACCCACCGGAACGUCAGGCUCGUGAUCGAACGGGAGAAGUGGCGGGAACGCCUGCGGUUUCUGGAGGCGAGAAUGCGCAAGGCGUGGAAGGAGGAUGUGAAGGAAGUGUAUGAGGAGUGCUACUACUUGCAACAGCGAAACGUCAAUUUGGAACGGCUGGCUAACGACGGCGUGGACGAAGCGCAUGGGAAGAAGGUAUGAUCAUGUUCAUGCCAAUGCCUGUUUGGCCUCUUUUGUCAUGCGAAAAUGUAAAUGCGUAAGUAGGCAUGUUGGAUUUUUUGUGAUGCGUAUCUGUGCUACACAAAAAAAAGACAGUCGCUGUCACUCAGGAACAAAUUGAUACAAAAAAUCCAGCCCCUGUACCCAGUAGUGCCGAAAGACGUGGGUAUUCGCUGUAUCGACUGCGUAUCCACAGGCACAGUAAAUUUCCCGUACACGUACGUAUGCGGUCUCUGCAUGACAAAAAUGGGCUUCGAUCCUAGUCUAGCAUGACAAGUUUUACGCUUCAAAUUGGUGAAAUUUGUGAUGCAUCUUGUACAUGUACGGGAAAUUUGUAUUGCAUACUGCGCGAAGAAAAUGGUGCUGCAGGAGGAGAGGAAAAAGAUCGCUUGCUCCCCUAUGCAUUGCAGAUAUGUCUGGGUCUGGAAUAAACGCAGUUUGCCAUGCGGGACACGCAACACAUAGGACGAGCCCAAAAAUUUGUCAUGCUUGGCUCCGUAUUUUUGCAGUGGAACUACUCUCAUUCACUUUUAGCAUUACAAGUUUCUGUUUCCAGACCCAGAUUACAUACUUGCAAUGUAUAUCCCCGGUAAGGGAUCAACAUGGCGAUCCUCGUUCUCGGUCUAUUUCACCGGUGCUGAUGAAUCAAACCAGCAACAACCAAAUGUCACCAACCGGAUUGCAGAUUUCGACACGAAACAUCAAGCAACAUCAAAAUCAGCAAGAACAGCUUGCCAGUGUAAAAACCCUAACUUCCCCCUUCUCCUCUCGCGGCAACCGGCACGAGAUGAUUCCCUGGACGGCGGAGGAAAGGGAGCGAGCGGAGCUGAAUAUCUACAGGAAAUUUCCCAUACACGUACAAAUGAUGAUGUGGUCUCUGCAUUACAACAAGACUUGGCUCCGGUCCUAGUUUAGCAUGACAGGUGUUUUUACAUUCCAAAUUGGUGACAUUUGUGAUGCAUUUUGUACAUGUACGGGAAAUUUGUAUUGCAUACUGAGGCAACUAGACCACCAGGAGUUCGUCGAGGAGGAGCGGCGGGAGAAGGAACGGAGAAGAAAAUCCUCCCAAGACUCCGCCUGGGGCGCGUUUGACAUCGUGGAAGUGCCCAGUCACUUUCAGUACACGAAGGAGGACGAAGACGAUAAACCCUUUCCCUUCGAGAAGCCGUACAGCCGGAAGAACGUCGUGAAAAAAGCCUCGGACCAGGCGAAGCUGCUGAAAAAAGAGUUCCUCCAGCAGUUUUUCGAGAAUGAGCAGAAAAACCUCCCGAGACUAGGGUGGGACGCGAGCAAGGCGAGCGAAUUCACGGCGAACGGGGGCGGGAAGGACUUGAAGGAGGUGAUAAGCGGGCCGGGUGGCGGAGGGUUGAUGUCGCCGAAUAGGAGAGCUGGAGGGGUGCACCAGCGGGUGGUGAAAGAGGCGUGGACGAAUAGAUAGGUGGUGAGGAAGAAGGUGAUGUGGAGUGUUCUUUGCGGUUCUUUACUUGAAGUUGUAUAUCGCUAUAUCAUGUACAAAAUGAACCGCAUGCUGUAGCUGCAGGGGGGUGUUAUUUCCUGCAGCCGAAGUGCACUUUUUUGUUGAUGACUUUGAGCAGCCAAUGCUUGCAGCAUAUGCCCUCGCUCUUCCUUUGUACAAAACAAAACGUUUCUUCACUGAAAUCUGUUUCACCUCCUAAAACAGAAUCGAAU